GAAAUGAUUGAUAAUGAAAAAUAUGAGUCUCGUCGACGUACUGUUGUGCAUUAAAUUUAGCUUCUUCAGAAAUUCGUUUUGAUAUUGAUCCGGAAACUGGGGCUCUUGUUAAAGUGUUAGAGAAGCAACAUUUGGAGACUAUGUCCAUGAUAGAAGAAUUCAUGUUGCAAAACUGAAGAUGAAGUUAUUCUGUUGGAAUAUGGAAGUGCCCUAUGACGAAUUUUCUCCUGCCGUUCUAGCUUGUCUUCCUGAAGUUUUUUGGUCUUCACAUCCUUUGGAUCCUCCAGAACGUGAAGAUUUGACGUUGUACUCCUUGACCCAAGCUGUCUAUUUUGCUGCUGGAACAGUUCCAAGGGAUCAAUAUUUACAUUAUGGUCUAGCUGUUCAAGUUUAUACACAUUUUACUUCUCCAAUUCGUCGUUAUGCUGAUGUUAUGGUUCAUCGACUACUUGCAGCACUUAUUGGAGUAGAUCAAAUACAUCCAAAUAUGUUGGAUAGAAGAAAGUUGAUUCGUCAGACGGAGAACAUGAACAGACGCCAUAGACGUGCUCAAUAUGCUAGCCGUGCUUCUGUACUGUUAAACACAUUUAUGAUGGUUAAAGAAAAUCCUGAACCUUGUCUCUCCGCUAUUGUUAUUGGGAUACGUUCAAAUGGAAUUCAGGUGUGGGGGAGUUUUCUUAUCGGGGGGGGGGGGGGCAUUGAUUCCAAAUUAAUUUGUGUUAGUAUUUAUACCUCCAAUUUAAGGUAA
Meloidogyne enterolobii is the source of this 748-nucleotide messenger RNA. The record is from the annotation of a GenBank genome assembly. NCBI's taxonomy places the organism in Eukaryota, Metazoa, Nematoda, Chromadorea, Rhabditida, Meloidogynidae.